CUCUCAUCACCCUCCGGCCCAGCCACCCAACAGCCUCUUAAGACCCCUCGGACCAAAUCAAACGCUCUGGCUGCCCAACCAAACUCAACGCUGGUCCUUGAUUUGGUUGCUCAAGCUUUCACCUUGUUCGCCAUUGUAUCGUUCGCCAUUGUAUCUCCCUAAGGUACCUUGGCCACCCUCAGCUCGGUAUAGCCACCAUGACUACCGUCGCUGGAUCCUCGACCGGUCCUAUUCCCCACAAGCCCUACGUGGCGCCAAAAACCAAACUUACGGGAACAUAUGGCGUCCUCAUCGACGAGGGAACUAUAUUCCGCGAAAUUGACUUCUGGAGGGGACUCUCCGACGACAGAGACCACACCAAAGAACACGUCCGGCACGUCAUUUGCUGCGACGGAACCGGCAACAACGCCCCGGAUCAUCUUGAUCUCUGGAAAGUAACCAAUGUCGCCAAACUCGCCACUGCGAUCCUACCCCGUACAGACCACAUCCCCAAAAGGAACCAGUGGCUCUGCGGCAUUAACGAAGACGUGCCUGACAAGCAGGGCGUUCCAAGACCAGCUAUCCCGCCGAUCGAGUUCCCAAAGCUCACUCCCCUGACAAAGCACUUCGUUCAAAUACCUGUAUACAUACCCGGAAUAGGCACCGACCACCCCGAGGAUGUUACCUACAAGUGGAGCUUUCUCGAAUCGGUCAGACAGACAGCCGACAUGGCUUUUGCCAAAGGAUUUGAAUCUAAGCUCCUCGACGUUCUCACUUACUUGGCUGUCUAUUACAAGCCUGGUGAUGAGGUCCCCCUCUUUGGCUUCUCCCGCGGUGCUUUCACGGCCCUGACACUGGCCGCCCACAUCAACGACUUCGGCAUUCUCAAGGCGGACAUGAUCACCGAAGAAGUCCUACACGCACUCAAAGUUAAAUACGACAAGAAUUUCAAAGAAGAUGAGUGGAAAAAAAAGACAAGGUCACAGUUUGACCGUGUUAAGGAGGCGGUUAAGAUUUAUCUCCAUAUAUGGAAAGAAAUGGGCCACACCGCAGACCUUGAAUGGCAGAAGGCGCACCCAAACGGUGACGAGAACUCGCAGCCAACGAUCCCGGUCCCGGACAAAGCAAUCUGGGGAGAUCUUCAUCACUCAGACAUAGUCAUAACCAUGCUCGGCAUCUACGAUACUGUAGCGGCGCUCGGCAAGCCAGACGUGAGAAAAAUUUACGAAGGCAUUCUCGAGUAUAGAUUCGUCGCAUAUCUCGACAACCGUUUUAGCAUCAAGUCGGCGGUGCAUCUCGUCUCGGAGCAUGAACACAGGGAGGACUUUAAAUGCGAACUCUUGAAAGGUCGUUUUGUGAAUAAGCCGCUAGAUAAAACAGAACUAAAGAACAAGAAAAACGUGGUGAAGACAGUGGCCGAGGGCGGGUGGAUCAGAGUCCACCAAAUCUUGUGUCAGGGAUAUCACGCAUCUGUCGGCGGCGGCACCUUCAGAAUCGGCGACCUCAUCCCAACCGUUACCCAUACCUGCAUGGUGGAUUUUGUACUGCUGGCCGGAAUUCGUCUCGACGAAAACACGUAUAGGCAAACCCUCUACCCGUGGUUCGGCCCCAUUCCCGACAAGUUCAUCGAUGAUUCCAAAACAUUGAUGUUCAUGCCCGCAGGCAGCCGCGACCGCCACGAGUUGUUCGCCUUUGGGAACGACGCCGGCAGCAGAUCAACUACUUCCGCUCUUAGUGCUACUUCCUCUGCGGAUGCUGGGCCACAUCCUCAGCCUUACGAUAGAUUGCAAAAUCCGAAGCCCAGCGAGAGAUUCAGAAAGCAUGUGGUUCUUCACAAAUCGCUGGCAGACGAAAAGUUUUUCCGGGAAAUCACCGGGCAGCAGCAGGUUUUCAAGACCAAAGCCGCUAGAGACGCUUUCGACCUUUUGAUAGCUAGCACCGAAGUCGCUCCACUUGGACAGUUGGAAAGUAUAGUUUUCCCGUUUCAAGCGCGCCUAAUUGCGGACGGCAUGUAUAACGUCCAUACGCGCAUGUUGAUAGCUGCGCUUGCCGUGGACAGGACCGAGUUGCACGCCAUGCGCAGGGCACCGACCGAGGACGAGGACGAAACUGCUAGCAUUUCCGAAUCAUCCAAUCGGAUAGCUGAGACGUUGCAGGUUGCGUCAGAAUCACACAUAAGCAAUGUUCGCCACUGGGGAUACAGAACCCACAAACCCACGGAUAACGAUACGAAAACCAUGGCAGUAUGGGUUAAGAGAAUAGGGAAGACUCUGAGCCCUCGGAGACUAGUGCAGAAGCUAUCUCCGAAGCGUUCUCCCAAGCCCAAGGUCGAUCUCGCCAACCCAAGGAUGGCGACGACGCUCUCUCCCAAGCUUAAACAAGAGGUGGAUCCGGCCAACAAAUUGUUCAUAAGGACUCUCAGAACAUCUCAAUUCCCACUCAUGAAUGAGGCUUUCCAGAUCGCCAUCCCGGAAAAGCAACCACACGUGGACUACGAGCACCCCUUCUCCAUAUUCCAGGGUAUUGUGGCAUCAGUACCUGUGGCGACAAUACCGGGGCUGCCAAGCCACCCCAAGCCCGAAUUGUAGGAGGGUCGAGGAUUGGUGUAUUUUUGCCAGCUGCAGGCAGCGAAAGAGAAACGACGAGGGGAUUUUGCUGCUGGGCAGCACUUCCCUGGCGCUGGUCGUCGCAGAGUAAUUAUCAUCCAACACUUUUCUUUAUCUUGACUCGGCGCGGCCGCGCUCGGACUAGUCUAGGCGCAGGCGGACACAAACACACACACAAACACUAAAUUGAUGCGUCUGGGACCAACUACUAGGUGGGGAAAAAAAAGGGCAGGUCCUCGGGAAAAAUCAGUCUGGGAACUGGAUGAUAUUCAAGGCAGGGCCUCUUGUGGAAUGCAAACUCAGUCUGGCAACUGUUGCCGGGCAGGCCCCUUUGUGGGAAAGUAUCCAUUUGGUAGCUGUACCGGCCUCUAGGAGAGCCACCACUCCUAGUGUUAACAUGGAU
Messenger RNA from Lasiosphaeria miniovina, 2988 nucleotides. RefSeq lists its product as uncharacterized. Bases 198 to 2567 code for a protein of 789 amino acids. The record is from RefSeq and is a predicted model, not a curated record. The transcript has a single exon. NCBI's taxonomy places the organism in Eukaryota, Fungi, Ascomycota, Sordariomycetes, Sordariales, Lasiosphaeriaceae.